This is a messenger RNA of Phoenix dactylifera (date palm), 2117 nucleotides long. It is a transcript of the gene FAP2, whose product is annotated as Chalcone-flavanone isomerase family protein. The record is from RefSeq and is a predicted model, not a curated record. Gene Ontology annotation, cellular component: chloroplast stroma. NCBI's taxonomy places the organism in Eukaryota, Viridiplantae, Streptophyta, Magnoliopsida, Arecales, Arecaceae. Gene Ontology annotation, molecular function: fatty acid binding; intramolecular lyase activity.
CACCGAACGCCUUCUGUUUCAUUCACAACGCGUUCUCGUCCUCCGUGAACGUAUAAGCGAGAGAAGAUUCCUUUCUUUUCGCCUCGCCGCUCGUUCCUGCGUCCCCCUCGCCCUUCGCACCACCUUCGAACCAAAACGCCAAGAAGGAAGGAAGGAACAAACGAGCGAAACCCUAGCUUUCUCCUCCUCGAUUUUCUUUCUUUCUUUCUUUUUCCCCCUCCCAAUUCUCUGCUCGAUCUGUUCCGUUGGCUUCAGCUGCUGUUGAUGCCCGGGGCUUCUUGAUCUCGUGGUGAGGAUCUGUUAGCACCCCGUUCCGUUCCCAGGAAUACUCUAGGGUUCUUCCGAGCAGAAGCUUUCUGUUCAUUGUGUUCCUUAGCAUCAUAUUUUAACAUGAAGAAUAGUUGGUUGUUUCUUACAAAUCUGGAUGUUGAUGGUGAAUGCCCAUACAUCUUUCCGACAGAGUUCCAAUUAUCUGAAGGCUUUGGGCUAUUGUCACAGUUUGGUUCACUGGUGGACAGUUCUUUUCAUCGUUCCAACCAAAUUUAUGUUUCUGGAAGUUUAGCCCUUCAAGAAGCAUUUAGUUGCAUUUCCAAGUUUUCUGGAGCAUUAUUUGUCUGGCUUUCUACUGGGUCAAAUUCCAAUUUACUUCGUAAACUGUCGGGCAAUGCACAUGGCUCAAAUUCUAUAUUUAGCCAGUCCUGUACACAAAUUAAACAUUUUACUUCUUCUAGUCAGAACCUUGCCCGGUUGCAUUCUGGUUCUGGGUCAAAUAAUGAAUUUGCUAUACCAGUACUCCUUGCGAAGUUUGUGAAUUCCACCAUAGGACGCAUGUGGAAGGAAGUUGAGCAGCACCAUGCUUGCUCUGUUUUAUCAUUAGCUGCAGCUCUUAUACCACCAUUUGGCAAUAUAAGAUCCUCAAAGGUACUAUCUGAGUCCAUUCCGCUGGAAAACACUGAUGAACGGAUCAAUGGAUUUAUGGAUCGAUCAUGCAAUGAGGAUGACUAUCGAGGCUGCUCUAGUCUUUCUAUGUCGAACAUAACCUGGAAAAGAGGUGCAGUUGAACCAAAAACUGGCAUCAAGUUCCCCACAUUUUUGGAAGAUAAUUCCAAUCCGACUACUGAGGUGCUUAUAGGGACUGGCUCCAGAAGCGUGAGAAUAAUAAAGCUAAAGUCUAUGAAUGUAUAUGCAUUUGGUUUAUAUAUCCAACCUGAUUCAGUUUGUGAGAAACUGGGUCCAAAGUAUUCUUCUGUGCCUGUCGGCGAACUGCAGAAUCGCACAGAGUUUUUUGAAGAUCUUCUCAGGGAGGAUAUCCAUAUGACUGUUAGGCUGGUUGUUAAUUGCAACGGACUCAAAAUUAAUACCGUGCGGCAUGCUUUUGAGAAAUCCCUUCGCACACGUUUGCUAAAGAUGAAUCCUGAUACAGAUUGUCAUUGCCUGAGAGCGUUUGGUUCUUAUUUCACACAAGAUAUUCCACUACCUAUGGGUACAACAAUUAAUUUUAGACAAACAGCAGAUGGUCGGCUGAUAACAGAAAUUGGUGAUAAACAUAUUGGUUCCGUCCACAGCAAAGAUCUGUGUAGAGCCUUCUUCGACAUGUACGUUGGUGAUGUACCUGUAUCCGUGCAGGCCAAACAGGAGAUUGCUCAAAAUGUUGCAGACCUUAUAAGAAGAUGUUAAGGCAAGGAAUUGGAUUUGGAAAAGAAAAUUGGGCUAAUGAGAUCAUUUGAUUCUGCUGUACAAAUAUUGAUCGGCUAGAAUAGAGCAGCCAGAUAAAAGAGAUGAAAAUCAUAUAGAGAGACAAGGUGCUUGACUUGCAAAGACAAAGCAGCAAUGUAUUACAGGCAAAAGUGGGGAGGGUUUAAAUUUUUUUUUUUUUUAAAUUUUUUUUGUCUUCAUAGUUUUCAUUUGAUAGUCUUCACUUAAUGUUGCUACGUAUGAAGUAACAUUUUGAUUCAACGAGAGAUUAUCAUUGAGAUUGAGGGGAGGGUAAUUUUACCUCAGUGGGUUAUUUUUCUUUUUCUUCUUUUCUUUUCCAGUUGCAAUCAUGUAGAAUGGAAUUAGAAUAUGUUGUUGGAUGCAAAUCUUUUUAGCUGGGGUGGUUCAAACACUCAUUAUGC